Helianthus annuus (common sunflower) is the source of this 1642-nucleotide messenger RNA. RefSeq lists its product as uncharacterized. The record is from RefSeq and is a predicted model, not a curated record. Bases 691 to 1461 code for a protein of 256 amino acids. The transcript is spliced from 2 exons. Lineage: Eukaryota; Viridiplantae; Streptophyta; Magnoliopsida; Asterales; Asteraceae.
AGUUGUUUAACCUUCGUCAUGCAUCAUUACGCAACGCAAUUGAACGAGCAUUUGGUGUCCUAAGAAAGAGGUUUCCUAUUAUUAGAAGUACAGCGGAACCAUUUUACUCGUGCGAAACACAGUCUGGCAUCUUUUUGGCAUGUUGUAUUUUACACAACUUUUUACUAUAGGAAGACCGUGACAAGGAUCUUGAAGAUGAGGUCAUACAAGAGGUGUUAGAUGGACCACAAGAGGAAGAAAGUCAAAUUACAAGAGAUAUACGUGAGGGUAGUACGAGAUCUGAACAACUAAGGAACUCAAUUGCAAAUGAAAUGUGGACUAACUAUUUGACUUAUCCAAACAAUGAAAUAGAUAUGUCAAAGUAGUUUUAGAAUAGUACAUUAUAGUAUUUCAUUUCGAUUUUGUAUUGACUGUUAUGGUUUCAAUGAAUUGGUGACUUUGUUCUUUUUUAUUAGCAUGUGCGUAUAGUAAUUUUAUUUAACAUAAGCAACCAUUUACAUAAGUACACAUUUGAAUUUAUUUAUGUAUUACUAUGUAGAAAGUUAUCAUGAGCAAACACGAAGCCACCGGAAAGAAGGAACAAAUAAAGUGGACGGAAAGUAUGGAUAAUAUAUUCAUACAAUCCAUGAUAGCGCAAUAGGAUAUGGCAAUAGGAUUAAUGGCAGUUUUACUUCACAAGCAUACAACAAUAUGAUUGAGGAGCUGAACACAAAGCUUCAAAUUGAAUUGACCAAAAAACAUUUGAAGAAUCGUUUAAAAACAUUGAAAGAGCAUUUUUCCCAAUGGUACGACAUGUUUCGUGGAACGUCAUUGAGUGGAUUCUCAUGGAAUUCAGAAACUCAAUUAAUUGAAGCCGAGGAUGAAGUCUGGGAUAAAUUAAUAGAAUCAAAGCCUGAUGCUGCGGCAUUGAAGACAAAGAAAGUCUCAAACUUCAAUGAAAUGCUACAACUAUUUGCAAAAGACAGGGCAACCGGUGCACAUGCUGAAACAGCCAAAGAACGAAAUGCCCGACUGAAAGAAAAUGACAGCAUUAACAUAGAAACAAUUCCAGAAGUUGAUGACUUCUGCGCUGCUAAUGAUGUAGUUCUGGAGAGCCAAUGCAAUACUGAUGAUGAUAUUCAAGUGCUACAUCCUACGUCUUCUCGUGCAAAGAAAUGUAAGAGUAGAAAAAGAAAAGUUGAACAACAAGAUGAAGAUUUAACCUCUAUUAUUAUGAAUGGCGUUAGCGGUGUGGCUAAUGCUAUUUUAGAAGGCAAUAAAAUACUUGAAAGAGCUUAUCAUCGCGAGUACACUGUUGAAGAAAUUUAUAAUGAACUGGAGCCAUUGGGUUUGGAUUCCCAUGAAAUACGUGGAGCUUUAAAUUACUUGGCAACCAACCAAGCAAAAGCAAGGAUGCUAUUUAGUUGUCCUCCUCUGAUACGGUUGGGUUUACUAAGAGAUAUGAUGGGUUCCGGUAACUAAGCGAGUUUAGGAUGCUUUUGUCUGGUAGAAGUGCUACAUCCUUUUUUAGUAACUUUUAUUUCUUUGUUGGGUAUUUUAUUAUUGCUUAUGGGUCUUGUGAUUGUUUAUGAUGCUUAAUUACAUUAGGUCUGGGAUUGUUUAUGACUCUAAAUUACAUCAGUCUUGGGUCUGUUUUUUUUAC